GCAACGUACAUCUAAAAACAAUCAUAGAAGGGGUUUUCUGACGGUCACCUUUUCACCUUUUCCACCGGAAUGCGGCGUCGCGACGUGUCUCCGGCAGCGUCGGAGAAUGAAUUCGACAUUUCCAAAGCCCUUGUCGACCAAGUCAGUGACUCUGAAGCUGGCGACCUAGAAAAUUCCAAUGGCAAAAAUGUGCGCCAGCCUGAUCCCAGAGCCAUUUUCGACUUUGAUGGCGAGACACAAGAUUCGGACGAUGAAGCUUUCAUUGCAGCCCACCAAGCCGCAACUAAUCGAAAGUCUGCAAAUGUGAAAGGGCGAAGUGUGAAGAAGGGGGGCGGAUUUCAGGCCAUGGGUCUUAAUGCCAAUCUUCUUAAAGCUAUUACUAGAAAAGGAUUUUCUGUGCCUACUCCUAUCCAGAGGAAGACGAUCCCACUGGUUCUGGAUGGUCACGAUGUUGUGGGUAUGGCGAGGACGGGUUCUGGAAAAACGGCCGCUUUCGUAGUACCUAUGAUCGAAAGACUAAAGGCACACAGCGCGAAAGUUGGUGGCCGGGCGUUGGUUCUUUCUCCUUCGAGAGAGUUGGCGCUCCAAACUCUUAAAGUCGUGAAAGAAUUAGGCCGUGGAACAGAUUUGAAGAGCGUGUUGCUCGUUGGUGGUGACAGUUUAGAAGACCAAUUUGGUUUUAUGGCUACAAAUCCGGACAUUAUCAUCGCCACGCCAGGGCGUUUUCUACACCUUCAGGUCGAAAUGUCACUUGAUUUAUCCUCGAUUAACUACGUUGUCUUCGACGAGGCCGACCGACUUUUUGAAAUGGGUUUUGCUGCCCAACUUACCGAGAUUCUUCAUGCUCUGCCCUCCUCGAGGCAGACGCUUCUAUUCUCAGCAACACUACCAAAAUCCCUUGUUGAGUUUGCCCGAGCUGGCUUGCAGGAACCAAGCCUCGUCCGACUAGACGCCGAGAGCAAGAUCUCACCCGACUUGGAAAGCGCUUUUUUCACCGUUAAAUCAUCUGAGAAGGAGGGAGCUCUCCUUCACAUCAUUCAAGACGUUAUCAGGAUACCAACUGGGGAGACAGAAGCUGCGAAAAAGGCGAAAGACCAGACUCGCCAAGGUAGCAAAAAACGAAAGCGCGACCCGGAUGAUCCGAAGGCCAACGAAUCACCUACAGCUCAUUCCACGAUUGUUUUUGCAGCGACGAAGCAUCAUGUGGAUUACCUUGCUUCUCUCCUUAGACUUGCGGGGUUUGCAGUGUCUCAUGUCUACGGUUCCUUGGACCAGACUGCUCGAAAGAUACAAGUGCAAAACUUUCGCACUGGUUUGACCAACAUCUUGGUCGUCACAGAUGUAGCAGCUCGUGGAAUUGAUAUCCCCAUUCUGGCAAAUGUCGUGAAUUACGAUUUUCCGGCUCAGCCAAAAAUCUUCGUGCAUCGCGUUGGUCGCACUGCUCGAGCCGGACAAAGAGGUUGGAGUUACAGCCUCAUUAGGGAAUCUGAUGCGCCGUAUCUCCUCGAUCUUCAGCUUUUCCUUGGCAGGAAAUUGCUCUUAGGACGAGAGGGUGGCGAUCAUGCUAAUUUUGCAUCGGAUAUUGUUGUCGGCAGUUUCAGUCGUGAGCAGUUGGGGAGUAGCUGCGAGUCUGUGACCAAAUUGUUGGACGACGAUACGGAUUUGGAAGCUAUGCGCACUGUCGCUGCCAAGGGCGAGAAACUAUAUAUGAGAACUCGGAACUCUGCAUCCACGGAGAGUGCCAAACGCGCCAAGGAGGUCGUGUCGUCUGAAAACUGGAUGGCUUUGCAUCCACUUUUCAAGAAUGAUGCUGAUCCAAUGGAGAUUGAGAGAGAAAAGAUGCUCGCUAAAGUGAGUGGUUUUAAGCCCUCGGAGACCAUUUUUGAAAUUGGUAACCGCGGAAGUGGCGGUGAAGCGGCCGAAAUUAUGCGGAAACGGAGGGAGAAGAUUGAGCCAAAAAGGAGAGGAGCGCAGAAGGAUCAGCAGUCUCAAUUCCCAUCAACUGCAGUUUCAGCUGGGCAUGGCGAAUCAGAUCAUGGCGAGGAUGGUCAUGAUGAUGAAAACGAGAUAGAAGGGAUCGCGACUGGCGCGGAUGUGAAUAUGGAUUCCGCAUCUGAGGAUGAAUUGGAAGUGACAUUUUCAAAGCCAAAGAACAAAAAGGACAAAUCUGUGGCCGAUCCAUGGAAGGAUUCUGAACAUUUCAUGUCUUACACGCCUGGCUCCAACAGCCUUGCCGAGGAGCGUGGAUAUGGCGUGCAUUCGGGAUCACAAGGAUCCAACUUCGUUGAAGCAGCCCGCGGGGCCACCAUGGAUUUAACCAACGAUGAGUCCAAGUCAUUUGCUGAGCCCAGCAGAGCUGGACGACUACGGUGGGAUAAAAGGUCCAAGAAGUAUGUCUCACGAGCCAAUGAUGAGGAUGGCUCCAAGGGUGCAAAGAUGAUUACAGGCGAAAGUGGUCAGAAGAUUGCCGCUAGCUUCCGAAGCGGACGGUUCGACGCAUGGCGAAAAUCUAACAAGAUUGAACGACUUCCCCGCACGGGAGAGAUUGAGAGGAUACCCCAUAGUAUUGGAAACAUGCCAGGCAAGCAGUUUAAACACAGGUUGGAGAAGGCGCCGAAGGAGGCCGAUAAGUUCAGAGAUGAUUAUCAUCAGAGGAAGAAGAGAGUGGCUGAAGCCAAGGAAAAGCGGAUUGGCAGAUUCAAGGAGGGCGAAGGGAAACGAGAAAUCAAGGGCACGGACGACGUUCGGAAGCAGAGGGAAUUGGCGGAGAGACGACGCCAAAAGAAUGCUCGUCCUUCCAAGAAGAGGAAGUUUUAAUUACUCAGAGCUCAUACUGGCAUGGUACUCUUCAAUAUCUUUCUCAUCUAAGGUAGUGAUGUGUGGCGAUUUUGUAUUACACUCAUCUUCAUAUAUGGCGUUUGAUUACAAAACUAAAUUUCAGGUCUUGUGAGAUUAGUCGAGAACAUCAGGGACUUUCAUGUUUCAUGUUUCAUCCUCACAUCCCUUUUCUCUCCCCCCCCCCCC
Xylona heveae TC161 is the source of this 3024-nucleotide messenger RNA. RefSeq names its product DEAD-domain-containing protein. Gene Ontology annotation, molecular function: ATP binding; RNA helicase activity; RNA binding. NCBI's taxonomy places the organism in Eukaryota, Fungi, Ascomycota, Xylonomycetes, Xylonales, Xylonaceae. The transcript has 2 exons. The record is from RefSeq and is a predicted model, not a curated record. Bases 70 to 2817 code for a protein of 915 amino acids. Gene Ontology annotation, cellular component: nucleus.